This is a messenger RNA of Cuscuta campestris, 1009 nucleotides long. The record is from the annotation of a GenBank genome assembly. NCBI's taxonomy places the organism in Eukaryota, Viridiplantae, Streptophyta, Magnoliopsida, Solanales, Convolvulaceae.
CGCAGAAGGAAAGAAAUCUGCUGCAAAUCUUCACGCUGAAAGGAAACGAAUAUGAUUCAACCCUGAUUCCUCGCUCCAGUAGCCGAUUCUUAGCCUCCUAUGCGCGAAGCACUGACCUCUUCCAUCGUCCAACGCUUCUCCUUCUCCAAAAAAGCACCGUACUGUACAUCUUCAUUGAAGGAAAUUUGCACCUAAUGAAGGAAAGUCAACAUCCACUGAUUCUUCGCGGAUUCUUCAAGUCAAUAUUGAGAUCUACAUCGUCAAAUUCAAUUUAUUUUGUGUCAAUUCAAUAAUCAGGUUUGUUUCCAAAUAUCAGAUUCAAAUCUCAUUCAAUUCAUAACUUAGUGAAUUCGUGGAUUCGAGGCUCUUAAAAUCCUUACUUAUUUGAUAUGGACUCAUUUCAUUGUCCCACACCGGUUAUAUGAGGGACUUGGUGAUGAAUUUAUAUAGCCGAGGGUUCUCCCACCUUAUCAGCUAGCUUUUAGGGUGUGGCUCUCCCUUGUGCUGUAUCAAUGGUAUCAGAGCCAACUCGGAGUGGUGGCCUACGGAGUGGUGGCCCACGUAGUGGUGGCCUGGUGAAACCAGCCGUGACCAACGUGGUCGUGACCAAUGUAGCCGUGACCAACGAGGACGUUGGGCCUUAUGGGGGCGCUGAAGGUGUGGAAUUGUGGAGGGCUUUGUGUUUCCGCGUUUGGGUGGGCGAUCUUGUGUUCGAAUCCAGCUUUCCACACAUCCCACUUCUGCACCAGAUCUCCAGAGUCCAGACCUAAAAUUGGAAGUUGAGACUGACCAGUGACCAUACGCUCGCAAAAGGCCGACUACAAACCUCUGCCGACCGCCGAUUGCUGACUGCCGCUUGGAAGUUGGAACCGACGAUGGCGACAAGAACCCCCCCAAGGCCCCAAUUACUCGAACAACCAGGUUUUUUCUCUUAUAUCUAAUUAUCUAAAUUGGAUAUUUUUAUUUUAUUUGUAAAUUGUGAUAAUUUUAAUUAAUUUUUACAAAUUUA